This is a messenger RNA of Apiotrichum porosum, 1032 nucleotides long. RefSeq lists its product as uncharacterized. The record is from RefSeq and is a predicted model, not a curated record. The transcript has a single exon. NCBI's taxonomy places the organism in Eukaryota, Fungi, Basidiomycota, Tremellomycetes, Trichosporonales, Trichosporonaceae. The coding region runs from base 1 to 1032 and encodes 343 amino acids.
AUGGAAGACGCCGACAAACCCCCACAGAACUUCGACCCCGAUUUCGCCUCCCCCGUCGAGGGAGCAGAGCUUCCGGCCAUCAUCAUAUCGUCCGACAAAGUGGGAUUCCACGCCGACCUCAAGGUCCUCGCCUCCCGUUCAAGCUUUUGCCAGGACCUCAGCGAGAUUCCCAUGCCCGAAGUCGAGGAGGGACAGAAGCCUCGCGUGCUCCCUUUUCCCUCGGCGUCUUCGCCUGCCAUCAAGUUUGUUCUGCAAGCCGUCGCGUACAAUCUGGCGCAUCCGCCUCAAACCAGCUCGCCCGCGGGAGAGCCGGCGUCCGAGCAGUUAUCCAAAACCGCCCUCUAUGAGGCCCUUCCAGACAUGCCCCAAGGCAUAAAGCUUCUCCAAGAAAUCCUACACUUCACAGACGCCUACGAGCUGAACGACUUUACGAUCCCUGUCAUCUACGAGGCUAUGAAGAAGGCUCACCACUACUCUCCUGCCAUAAUGUUCACCAUGACUGCCAUUACCGACCAGGGAAACCUUAGUCAUUGGGCGACCCGGAUCCUCUCGGAGGGAGGCAAGGGCGCCAUAGACCCGUGGUCCAACGCAAUGCUCGAGACCAAUGCGUCGGAACGGCUUCCAGAGUUGUACGCCCUCUUUGAUCGCUGGGACACCGCCUUUGCCAACUUCAAGAAAGCGAGCAGCGGAGCGCCCAUCGAUGGCAAGAACGCCUUCUCGAAGGAGUGCAUCACUCGCCAGUGCGCCUGCGUUGCCGAGUUUGACGGCAACUGGGCCGCGUUUACCUCCAGCUUCCGCGACAAGAUGUACAAGUAUGCGCUCGCCUCCCCCAUGUUGAUGAAGCGCGCCAAGGUCAUGGAGUUCUGCAUGAAAUCAGUCGCUUGCGAAUCUUGUGCCAAGCGCUUGGCCCCCUCCAUCAGCUCGGCCUGGAACAGGUCAGUGACCAGGCAAGCCUGGAGCCUUAACCCUGGCAAGGCCAACAGCCAGUCUUCCCACGUUCGUCGCCGCUACCGUAUUGUAUAUGCUGUUUAG